CUCCGUCAGAAGUUUAAAGCAAAUGCAAAUGGCCGCAGAAGCUGCACAACCCAACAAAAAACUCCACCAAAGAAAUCCUAUUCCAAUUCCUCAGUACGCUCCAAAUAUCCGUCGUUCCAACACCACUAACUUAUUACUAUUUCCGGGGAAAAAGGAAUUGAAACAGCAAUGGGUCCGAUAGUGUUGACUCAGUUGGCGACGGGUUUGAGCGUUUUGGCUGGGGCGGUUUUGGUGAAGUCUGUGUUGAAGAAUAAUUCAAUGGGGGGUCCGGGCGGACUGCCCAGAUGUCCCAGUUGUAACGGUACGGGUCGGGUUACGUGCACGUGUACUCGCUGGUCGGAUGGUGAUGUUGGGUGUCGGACUUGUGCCGGAUCGGGUCGGAUGGCUUGCAAUAGCUGCGGUGGCACUGGGACGGGACGGGCCAUUCCUGUUCAGAUAUCAGUUCGACCUUCGAAUCGGACCUCGUGAAGAUGAAGCUUGCGCAACUUAGUAAUGUUUCCAAUUCCAUGUACUCUAUUUCGUUAUAUAUUUAUUGUGAUUAUUUUGAAUUUACAUUAUGUAAUAUCUGUCUGUAUACUUGAAGAGAACGAUGAGGAAUUACUGUUUAGGAUAUAAUUAAAAUUAAAUUGAUAGAUUACUAAAAUAAUGGUCUAUACAUGAAUUCCUAGCGCCUUUUUCUUGAUAUAAAUUCAUUCAAAUUGGGGAAUUAUUUAAAA
This is a messenger RNA of Olea europaea var. sylvestris, 716 nucleotides long. RefSeq lists its product as uncharacterized. NCBI's taxonomy places the organism in Eukaryota, Viridiplantae, Streptophyta, Magnoliopsida, Lamiales, Oleaceae. The transcript has 2 exons. The record is from RefSeq and is a predicted model, not a curated record. The coding region runs from base 169 to 468 and encodes 99 amino acids.